Messenger RNA from Ipomoea triloba (trilobed morning glory), 1146 nucleotides. RefSeq names its product acidic endochitinase-like. The transcript has 2 exons. Gene Ontology annotation, cellular component: extracellular region. Gene Ontology annotation, biological process: carbohydrate metabolic process. Lineage: Eukaryota; Viridiplantae; Streptophyta; Magnoliopsida; Solanales; Convolvulaceae. The record is from RefSeq and is a predicted model, not a curated record. Bases 1 to 978 code for a protein of 325 amino acids. Gene Ontology annotation, molecular function: chitinase activity.
AUGGCGUGUAAGAUCAUAUAUGGCAUCUCUCUUUUGCUCCUUUCCUUCAUUAACAUCUCGCUUGGAGAAGGAGAAAUCGGGAUAUAUUGGGGCCAAAAUGGAAACGAGGGCAGUCUGGGCGACACUUGCGCGUCCAACAAUUACAAAAUCGUAAACAUUGCUUUCUUAACAACGUUUGGCAAUGGCCGGAUUCCGGUUCUCGACCUCGCCGGGCACUGCGAUCCAGCUAAUGAUCAGUGUACUGGCCUCAGCGCUGAUAUCAGUGCCUGUAAAGGCCUGGGAAUCAAAGUAAUGCUUUCCAUUGGAGGUGGUUCAUCAGGAAGCUAUUCCCUUUCCUCUGCUGAUGAUGCCAAGAAAGUGGCACAAUAUCUAUGGGACAACUAUCUUGGAGGGCAAUCAAAGUCAAGGCCACUAGGAGAUGAAAGGCUAGAUGGAAUCGACUUUGUUAUGUCUAGCGGCAGCGGCCAAUUCUACGAUGAACUGGCCAAGACAUUAUCGGCAUUUGGCAAAGGGGGACAAAAAGUCUACUUGUCAGCAGCUCCUCAAUGUCCUUUCCCUGACCAAACGCUGCAAGCGGCCAUAAACACCGGCCUUUUCGACUACGUCUGGGUGCAGUUCUACAACAAUCCUCCCUGUCACUACUCCGGCGACGCCACCAAUCUCUUGAACUCUUGGAACAAUGACUGGUCAAACAUUCCUGUCGGGAAACUGUUUCUGGGAUUGCCUGCAUCCGAGGAAGCAGCCGCAUCCGGUUUUGUUCCGGCUGAUGUGCUUACUUCUCAGAUUCUCCCGGCUAUCAGUGGCUCACCCAAAUACGGAGGCGUGAUGCUGUGGUCUAAAUUCUAUGAUAAUGGCUACAGCUCAAGCAUAUGCGGUUUGACAAAAUCUGUAAUUUAUAUUUGCUGUUCCACCACAAAUGAUACCUGUACCUCCUUUUGUGAGAACACUGUACUAGGUUCAUUUUGUACCUACUUGUGAUGUAAUGCAUUCAUACAAUCAUGGCUUCUUCCCUGUUGUUGUGGACUUGUGUCUGUUAAAUCUGGGCCUUUGUUGGGCUUAAUUGAUUCUGGAGAAAGCCUAAAACCAAGAUGGUCCAUGAGACAGUAUGAUUGCAAUCCUGGAAGUUAAUUUCAUCAGCAGACAAAA